This is a messenger RNA of Gracilinanus agilis (Agile Gracile Mouse Opossum), 2510 nucleotides long. Its product is annotated as solute carrier organic anion transporter family member 1B1-like. Gene Ontology annotation, cellular component: membrane. Gene Ontology annotation, molecular function: protein binding. The coding region runs from base 54 to 2153 and encodes 699 amino acids. The record is from RefSeq and is a predicted model, not a curated record. NCBI's taxonomy places the organism in Eukaryota, Metazoa, Chordata, Mammalia, Didelphimorphia, Didelphidae. Gene Ontology annotation, biological process: transmembrane transport; sodium-independent organic anion transport. The transcript is spliced from 15 exons.
CUGCUGCCGAAGUAAAAUUCUAAGUCUCGAUAAUAAGUUCAAGACAAGAGAAUAUGGAAGUCAACGAAGAUUCCAGGAAGGACUCAUAUCAAUACUCAACAGAUGUACAGUCAUCAGUCAAGAAGAAAAUUAAGUUUAACAAUGGAUUCAAGACAUUCAUGAUAGCCCUGUCAUUCAGCUUUAUUUGCAAAGCUCUAGGAGGAGUGAUCAUGAAAAGUUCCAUCACUCAUAUAGAAAGAAGAUUUGGUACAACAUCAUCUGAAGCCGGAUUAAUUGAUGGAAGUUUUGAAAUAGGCAAUUUAUUGGUGAUUACAUUGGUAAGUCAUUUUGGAGCCAAAUCACACAUUCCACGAAUAAUUGGAACUGGAUGUUUCAUUAUGGGAAUUGGAAGUAUUAUAAUUGCAUUACCUCAUUUCUUCAUGGGAUAUUAUAAGUAUGAAUCAGCAUUAAAUGUCAACUCACUUGAGAACUCAACAGUAGCCUAUGUUCCUUGCUCCACUGAUCUCAGUUCAUUUGGCAACAACAAAUCAUCUGUCCCAUUAGAGUCAGGUUGCAAAAGUGAAUCUGGUCUACCCACAUGGAUAUAUAUAAUGAUAGGAAACAUGUUACGUGGGAUUGGGGAAACUCCAAUUGGAACCCUGGGAAUCACAUACAUUGAUAAUUUUGCUAAAGAAGGACAUUCAGUUUUUUACAUAGGUAUUUUGCAUUCGUUGUCAAUGUUUGGCCCAAUGAUUGGUUUUCUGCUGGGAUCAUUAUGUGCAAAACUAUAUGUGGACAUUGGAUAUGUAGACCUGAGUACUAUAACGAUAAAGCCAACUGAUACCCGUUGGGUUGGUGCUUGGUGGCUUGGCUUUGUCAUAUUGGCAAUAUUUAGUUUUGCUGCUGGGACACCAUUCUUUUUCAUUCCUAAGCAUCUGAAGAAAGAAAGAAAGGAAAGAAAAAUUUCAGGGUCUUUGGAUGUACCUAGUACCAAUGAAAGUAAAAGGCAAAGGAAGAAUUUUAAAAAUCCUAAACCAACAAAGGAACCUAAAGAAUUGGCAAGUUUUUUCUAUUCCUUGAAAUGUAUCCUGGUUAACCGGAUGUAUGUUAUCUACUUGAUUGCAUCAUUCCUUAACUUUAGUUCCUUUAUUGGCUACAUUACUUUCCUGGCAAAAUAUUUAGAACAACAGUUUGCCCAAUCAGUGUCUAAAACCAACUUUUUACUUGGAAUAACAACGAUGCCUGUAGUUGCUAUUUCAAUUUUAUUAGGAGGAUACAUUUCUAAAAAAUUCAAAUUAAGCAUCCUUGGAGGUACCAAAAUAUUCAUCUUUUCUCAGAUGAUAACUUUUAUUCUUAACAUUUUACUUUUAUCAUUCACCUGUGAAAGAAGACCUGUAGCUGGCUUAACAGCAACUUAUAAUGGGAGUCAGCCAGAGAUACAUCCUCAAAACACCCCAUUCUCUUUCUGCAAUUCAGACUGUAAUUGUGAUGCACAUCUAUGGGAUCCUGUCUGUGGGGACAAUGGACUCACUUACAUAUCACCAUGUUUGGCUGGAUGUAAAUCUUCAGUAGGCCACGGAAAGGACUUGGCAUUUCAUAACUGUAGCUGUGUUGCUGCUAAUAAUCUCCUCUCCAGAAACACCUCAGCUAAUUUGGGUGAAUGUCCAAGGAAAGAUGAUUGUUCAAGAAACUUAAUUUAUUUCAUGGUAGUGCAAGUUUUCAGUUCUUUUUCCUUUGGAAUAGGAGGUCCUGCUUCAGUAAUGCUGAUUUUUAAGAAUGUUGAGCCUGAACUGAAAUCACUUGCAAUGGGUUUUCAUUUCCUGAUUAAUCGAAUAAUAGGAGGAAUUUUAGCCCCCAUCUAUUUUGGAGCAAUGAUAGAUACAACAUGUCUGAAAUGGGCCAUCAAUAAAUGUGGAGGUAAAGGAUCUUGUAGAAUAUAUGAUUCGAUGUCAUAUAGAAACAUCUUCUUUGGCUUGAGUUUGGCAAUAAAAUCACCAAUGUUCAUCUUAUAUAUCAUUUUAUACAUAAUUAUGAAGAAAAACUAUAAAGAAAACAACACUGGAUCAUUGAAUAAUGGAGUAAUAAAUGUGGAUGAAUCAAACCUUAAAGAGCCUUUAAAAAAUAACAAACAGUUUGAAUCCUUUGCUCAUGAAGACAGUGAAACACACAUUUAGAAAAGAUUGUCCUAUUACUUCUUCACAACCAAGAUUUUUUGGUUCCUUCUUUAAUGAGAUCCUAUUUAAUAAAAUCAUCUAGGAGCAGAUAUUUGAUUUAUUUAUCAUGCUCUUUUUAAGGUGAAAUUCAAAAUUAUUGAAUAUCAGUUCCUUCUCACUGAGAACACCUACACUUUUUUUUUUCCUUACAGAACAUUAAUUAGGGAUAUGGAAUUGAUAAUGGCAUAAAACCUAAAUGAAAAAAGGGGUGUUGAAACAUGUCUUGCUACAGUAUAGCUCUGUGAUUAUGAUGAAACUACAUUGUUCAUAAGUUAAUAACUAAAAUGAUUGUGAGACAAUAAAUGACUGGAAGAAAAA